CAGUCAGCAAACAUGUUUCAUUAAUUGUUUUUACGUUUUUAAUGACGUUUACUUUGACAACAGACUAGAUUGUUUCUGUCGUUCUUGAUAAAGUCAGACGUUUUAAGAGACCUAGAGCAAGUUGGAAACCCGUGACUGUUACAAAGUCUGAAUUUGUAAUUAUUACAGACAGAACUCGGCCACGGUAAUGUCUAGGUUACAACUGCGUAGAAUGUAACUAACACAUGCGCAGUGAAUCCUAGAGCAGCUUGGGCUCAGCAUUUUAAAAACUGGGUCACCACAGAGUUGUAUCCUGACGAGAACUGUGUUCAGCAGUCCAGUGCAGUGGAUCAGCUGCUGUGAUGUUUUUGUCUUUCCGUAGCCUAACAUGAGCCUUGUGUCUAAUGUAACCAAUGAAAACAGGAGUGCUACCACUGAAAAUUUACCAGAGUUGUAUCUGAACAAGUGCCUUAAUGACAGAAAUUGCCAACCUCGAGAGAGCGUAUGUUUUGAAGAGUUAGCAGAACUCAUCUCCGCUAGUUUAGCUGACAUGAGUUCCUUGUCUGUGAAGCCAGAAAAGUGUGCCAUAAUCCAGGAAACUGUCAGCCAGAUCCACAGAAUCCAACAACAACAAGCUGCUGGUGAAAGAGAUGAACUUCAAGAAAGCGAGGUGUCAUCAAGUAAUUCUAGCAUACUGAAUAGUGAAGUCCUAGGUCCUCUCUUACUGGAGGUGAGUUUAUGAUGUCUUGU
This is a messenger RNA of Limulus polyphemus (Atlantic horseshoe crab), 729 nucleotides long. RefSeq names its product nuclear receptor coactivator 3-like. The coding region runs from base 368 to 721 and encodes 117 amino acids. The transcript has 4 exons. Gene Ontology annotation, biological process: cellular response to hormone stimulus; positive regulation of transcription by RNA polymerase II. NCBI's taxonomy places the organism in Eukaryota, Metazoa, Arthropoda, Merostomata, Xiphosura, Limulidae. The record is from RefSeq and is a predicted model, not a curated record. Gene Ontology annotation, molecular function: protein dimerization activity; nuclear receptor binding. Gene Ontology annotation, cellular component: nucleus.